Messenger RNA from Dioscorea cayenensis subsp. rotundata (Guinea yam), 2463 nucleotides. RefSeq names its product ATP-dependent zinc metalloprotease FTSH 2, chloroplastic. Gene Ontology annotation, molecular function: metalloendopeptidase activity; ATP hydrolysis activity; zinc ion binding. NCBI's taxonomy places the organism in Eukaryota, Viridiplantae, Streptophyta, Magnoliopsida, Dioscoreales, Dioscoreaceae. Gene Ontology annotation, biological process: proteolysis. The transcript has 5 exons. Bases 167 to 2248 code for a protein of 693 amino acids. Gene Ontology annotation, cellular component: chloroplast thylakoid; membrane. The record is from RefSeq and is a predicted model, not a curated record.
AUUCCUUAUCGCGAGUGUGGCCGAGGAUGACGCCACGUUGCUGAGUUUGUAGCGUGAGAGAUUCUUCAUCUCCUUCGCUUCGUUUCUUGAUCCUAUAUAAAGGAUUCAAGCGAGAGCUGCUGAAAUCUCAGCAGGAAUCCGUUGGAUCGUUUUCAGGAAGAGUUAAAUGGCUGCUUCAGCUGUGUACAUCGCAUCAAAUAAAAUACCGACACAUUCUGGUAAACCAAGCCUGACCAAGGAAAUCUAUGGUAAACAUCUGACUACUUCAGCAGGCAUUCUGCCACUAAGUGGAGUGUUCAGAUCAGUCUCAACAACAGCUUCUUUGGAUCAGAAACUGCACAAAGGAAGAAGAGGGUUUUUAAAACUGCUUGGGAAUGUAGGACUAGGCCUUCCUGCUUUAGUGAGUAGUGGAAAUGCAUAUGCCGAUGAGCAAGGUGUGUCCUCUUCGAGGAUGUCAUAUUCAAGGUUUUUGGAGUAUCUAGACAAGGAUAGGGUGAAGAAAGUAGACUUGUUUGAAAAUGGAACCAUAGCAAUUGUAGAAGCUGUCUCUCCUGAGUUGGGUAAUCGCGUGCAAAGAGUACGUGUCCAACUACCAGGGCUUAGUCAAGAGCUUCUUCAAAAGUUAAGAGAGAAGAACAUUGAUUUUGCAGCACAUAAUGCUCAGGAAGAUUCUGGUUCUCUUCUGUUCAACUUGAUUGGCAACCUGGCUUUCCCUCUGAUCCUUAUUGGAGGUUUGUUUCUUUUGUCAAGACGGUCUUCUGGCGGAUUGGGUGGACCUGGAGGGCCUGGAUUUCCUCUUGCUUUUGGUCAAUCUAAAGCCAAGUUCCAGAUGGAACCCAACACAGGGGUCACUUUUGAUGAUGUUGCUGGUGUAGAUGAAGCAAAGCAAGACUUCAUGGAAGUGGUGGAGUUCCUAAAAAAACCAGAGAGGUUUACAGCAGUUGGUGCUCGUAUUCCCAAGGGUGUUCUUCUUAUUGGGCCUCCUGGAACUGGAAAAACUUUGCUUGCCAAGGCAAUUGCUGGUGAAGCAGGUGUUCCAUUUUUCUCGAUUUCAGGGUCAGAGUUUGUAGAAAUGUUCGUUGGUGUUGGCGCUUCACGAGUUCGUGAUCUUUUCAAGAAAGCUAAAGAGAAUGCUCCUUGUAUUGUGUUUGUUGACGAAAUUGAUGCUGUUGGAAGGCAAAGAGGAACUGGAAUUGGAGGAGGGAAUGAUGAAAGAGAGCAGACUCUUAAUCAGCUUUUGACUGAGAUGGAUGGUUUUGAAGGAAAUACCGGAAUCAUUGUAAUAGCUGCAACUAAUCGUGCUGACAUUCUAGAUUCUGCUUUACUACGACCUGGGCGAUUUGAUAGACAGGUCACAGUUGAUGUUCCUGAUGUCCGUGGGCGUACAGAAAUACUGAAAGUUCAUGCUAGCAACAAAAAGUUUGAUGGUGAUGUUUCUCUUGAUGUUAUAGCCAUGAGGACACCUGGUUUUAGUGGAGCAGAUCUUGCAAAUCUUUUGAAUGAAGCUGCUAUAUUGGCCGGUCGCCGGGGAAAGACUGCAAUUUCUUCCAAAGAGAUUGAUGACUCAAUUGACAGGAUUGUGGCUGGAAUGGAGGGUACUGUAAUGACAGAUGGGAAAAGUAAAAGUUUGGUUGCAUAUCAUGAAGUUGGGCAUGCCAUCUGCGGAACUCUAACUCCAGGACACGAUCCAGUACAAAAGGUCACCCUGAUCCCGCGAGGCCAAGCACGAGGACUUACAUGGUUCAUUCCUACUGAUGACCCGACCUUGAUAUCCAAGCAGCAGCUAUUUGCUCGAAUUGUUGGUGGUCUUGGAGGCAGAGCAGCUGAAGAUGUAAUCUUUGGUGAGCCUGAAGUAACCACUGGUGCAGCCGGUGAUUUGCAGCAGAUCACUGGUUUGGCCAAACAGAUGGUGACCACUUUUGGAAUGUCAGAGAUAGGUCCAUGGUCCCUUAUGGACUCUUCAGCACAGAGUGCAGAUGUUAUCAUGAGAAUGAUGGCAAGAAACUCAAUGUCCGAGAAGCUCGCUGAGGACAUUGAUGCUGCUGUGAAGCGCAUAUCAGACAAAGCAUAUGAGAUUGCAUUAAGUCAUAUCAGAAACAACCGUGAAGCCAUUGAUAAGAUUGUAGAGGUCCUCCUGGAGAAGGAGACACUGAGUGGUGAUGAGUUCCGGGCAAUCCUUUCAGAAUUCGUUGAAAUCCCUGCAGAGAACAGGGUCCCACCCACUGCACCAGCUCCGGUCCCUGUGUAGAUUUGUUCACAAAUUCCAUAUAGAAACUUCAUAUUGGAGAGGAUGAUGCUGUUUAUAAUACAUAAAAUGUGGGCUGCUUGUUCUCUCCAUGUUUGAGCAUCCUUCUAUAAUCUGUAUGAUCAUUGUGUUGUCAGUACAGUUCAAAUAUUGAAGUUGUAUUUUGGGGAUAGAGUGUCUAAGAUAAUUCUAAUGGAGAAAUAUAGUCCUUUUUGUUA